AUGAGUAAAUGCACCUGGACUCCUAAAACUACUUUACCUUGUCCACACAAUUAUGAAGAACAUGUACCAGAACCUUUAAUUCUUGAUACAAUUCUUGAUCAUAUUGGGAAUACUCCACUUGUUAGAAUUAAUAAUAUUACAAAAGCGGAGGGAAUCGAAUUGGCAAAAUGUGAAUUCUUCAAUGCCGGGGGAUCAGUUAAAGAUAGAAUUGGCAAACGCAUGAUUGAAGAGGCUGAGAAGGAAGGAAUAUUAAAGCCUGGUUAUACAAUUAUUGAACCAACUUCUGGUAAUACUGGAAUUGGACUCGCUUUGACUGCUGCUAUAAAAGGCUACCGUACUGUCAUCACUUUGCCAGAAAAAAUGACUCUUGGAGCAGAAAUUGUUCGUACUCCAACUGAAGCAGCUUGGGAUUCGCCUGAAUCACAUAUAGGAGUGGCAAAUAGGCUCAACAAAGAAAUUCCAAAUUCUGUUAUAUUGGAUCAAUAUAAAAAUCCAUAUAAUCCAAUAGCUCAUUAUGAUCACACAGCCGAAGAAAUUUUAAAAUCUUGUGAUGGGAAAAUUGAUGUUUUUGUUGCUGGUGCGGGCACUGGUGGAACUUUAACAGGAAUUGCUAGAAAAUUAAAAGAAAAAAGUGCUGGUAUAGGAUAUGAUUUUGUUCCUGAAGCACUUGAUAGAAGUUUAAUUGACGAAUGGGUCAAAUCAAAUGAUAAAGAUUCGUUUAUAAUGUCACGUAGAUUGAUUCGAGAAGAAGGCCUUCUUUGUGGUGGUUCAUCUGGAUCAGCAAUGUGUGCAGCUAUCAAAGUAGCCAAAUCAAUGAAAAAGGGACAGCGAUGUGUAGUGCUUUUAGCAGAUAGUGUGCGCAACUAUAUGUCAAAAUUUUUGAAUGACGAUUGGAUGAAAUCACAUGGAUUUGUCGAUGAAGUAACCAAAAAAGAAGAGGAGAUCAAGGUUCAAAAAUGGGGAGGUGCAACUAUUAAAGAUCUCAAGUUGAAACUGGCUAUAACUAUAGAUUCAAAAUCGUCAUGUAAAGAAGCUAUUGAGAUACUACAAAAAAAUGGAUUUGAUCAACUACCUGUUACCGCGUCCCAAAAUAAUAUACUAAUUGGACUUAUUACUCUUGGUAAUUUAUUAUCAAGACUAUCCAAGGGAAUGGCAACAUCUGAAUCACCAGUUGAAAAAAUUAUGUUUAAAUUUAUUAGGAAUAAAAAUUUCGAAGAAAUUACAUCCGAUACACCGUUAGAAAAGUUAACUAAAUUUUUUGAAACAAAUAGUUCUGCUGUAGUGACUGAGCGAGGAGAAGAUGGUGUGUUAAUUCCUAAACAUGUUGUAACUAAACCUAAUGACCAUAAAAAUCUUAUAAACUUUAAAUUUGAAUGUAAUUUAAAUUAA
Molecule: messenger RNA, 1389 nt
Organism: Entrophospora candida
Lineage: Eukaryota; Fungi; Glomeromycota; Glomeromycetes; Entrophosporales; Entrophosporaceae
Source: the annotation of a GenBank genome assembly